AUGCGGUUCCCGCGUUUACAAUGAAAACUUUUGUGAAUGGCGAGCAGUUAGUGUAGCAACAAGGGAAAGCAUUUCCUACUUGAAAAUAAGGCUAAACAAUCAUGAGUAUAAGUAAUACUGAUCCAGAGAAACCUAAUGAAGUCGCCCCGGCGGUGAAAAAACCCAGGUUUGAUCAACUUCGUGCCGACCACGAGCUGUUUCUGAAAGCAUUCGAGAAGCCAACACAGAUUUAUCGAUUUCUAAGGACGAGAAAUGCUGUGCAACCGAUCUUUCUUCACCGCACAUUGUCAUACAUGAAGCAUCUUCGCACUGCUCGACCCAAUCACAACAAAGAGAAGUUCAAACUUGACAGUAUGCUAGAGAAAGUAGAGAAAAGAGAACAAGAAAUGGAGGAUAAAAGUAAACUCCAAGAGAGUGGGUACUUAAAUCUUAGCUUCAAUAGCUUUUUCUUUGGAUCUGGACCAGUAAAUGGAGAAUUAGGCAGCAAYAAAAAGAAAAGAAUGCUUGGUGAUGAUCUGGUAACAGUUGAAGUAUAUCUGCUCAAAAUUUCCAAUAAAAGAAAGAAGGAAAGUGACAUGCAGUUUGAUCAGGUYCUUCUUGGYAAAGCUGCCGUUCCAUUCAACCCAACAUCUCAGUUAUUGCCAGUGUCCUCAUCRGCAAUCUUAUCCGUACCAAAUACUAACUUCAAAGGUAGUAAAGGAUUUAGCAAGACAUAUAUUCUAAUGAUUCAAGUAGGAGUUCCAUACAAGGUUCCUAUUAAAGGGUCAAAGAAAGCGAAGAAGGAUUCCCAUGACAAUGAUGAAGACAAAACAUGCAAAGAAAACAAYGAACCACCAGCAAAGAGACUACGAAACAGUCACCAUGAUGGUGAAGAAGAAGAGGAUACGGAAAAUAGUCCUGAUUACCAUGUAGAAAAUGUUUUAUACACUGCUGAACUCAUUAUGUUUGAUAACAAAAGAAACUGUUUGCUUACUGAUGGMAACUACGAGCUUGCACUACAAGAAAAGUUUAAAAAACCAGGAMGAAAACGUGGUUUGUUGUCCAACAAGAGUUCCUGGGAAAAUAUCUUCAAAGGGAAUAUGGGUCCAUUUGAAGUGUUUGCAUAUGGUCCUACACUAAAGUUUAAGUUAUCCUGGUCAAACAGUGCUGUUGUGCCACCACUUUGCAGACCAACAACAUUACCACUAACACAGAACAAUCAGCUUAGUAAUGCUAAUACUGAAUCAGAAGAAAGAAAACCCGAGGAGAMUGCUGACAACACUGAUAACACAACAAAAAARCAAAUUAUCUACUAUCAAUUUAUCUAUAACAGUCACACUAGACAGCAGACUGAAGCAAGAGAUGAUACUAACUGUCCUUGGUGUAAUAUCAAUUGUAAUGAUCUUUACUGUCUUCURAAACAUUUAAAGCUUUGUCAUAGUCGAUUCAGAUUCAUUUAUGCUCCACACAGCAAAGGAGCAUGCAUAGAUGUUUGUGUAAAUGACCAUUAUGAUGGCUCGUAUGCUGGCAAAAUGGAAGAGAUCAAUGAAAUUUUAGGGUCUGCAUUCAAYAGAGAAGGACCAUUCAAGCGUGUCCCUCAGACUCAUGUUCUGUUAUGGAGACCYGAUCGUAGAAGAGAGAGCUUGUCUGAGUUUCUAGAAUCUGAUGAUGUUGAGUUUGAAUCCAAUCGACCAUACCAUAAAGGACACAAGAGAAUCUUUUUCCAUUCACCGACAUGCCUUCCCAACCUGCAAGCAGAUCCYGGUGAUAUGUCUGAUAGUGAAGCAGAAGAGAAUCCUGACUGGAUGAAAAUGAGAACAGUCCAGAUGAUUGAUGAGUUUACUGAUGUAAAUGAUGGUGAGAAGGAAYUGAUGAAACUAUGGAAUCUGCACAUGAUGAAUCACUGUUACCAGGCUGAUUCCCAAGUCUUCAAAGCUUGCUGCUCAUUUGUUGAUGUACACUAUGAUGACAUUCUCAGCAAAAACCUCAAGAGAAACUUUCUUAUUCACUUAGUUAAUUUACAAGACUUUGACUUACUCAACGGUGGUCAAAUACAGCAUAUUAUGAACAGACUUAAACAGCCAAAAUAACAUUGUUUGACUUUAAUGCUUGAAAGGCAGUACCCAGUGCUGGUUUAUUGUAAAUAUAAUGAUUUAUAGAUAAUUAAUUAAUUGUUAGUUCUGUACUGAAAUUGCUUGUGAAACAUCCACUGACCCUUACAUAUAAAGACAGUAAAAUAUCUUCCUUUGA
Molecule: messenger RNA, 2229 nt
Organism: Exaiptasia diaphana
Lineage: Eukaryota; Metazoa; Cnidaria; Anthozoa; Actiniaria; Aiptasiidae
Product: polycomb protein Suz12
Exons: 14
Coding region: 102-2069 (655 amino acids)
Cellular component (GO): ESC/E(Z) complex; nucleus
Molecular function (GO): chromatin DNA binding
Source: RefSeq, a predicted model, not a curated record